Messenger RNA from Saprolegnia parasitica CBS 223.65, 756 nucleotides. RefSeq lists its product as hypothetical. Gene Ontology annotation, cellular component: plasma membrane. NCBI's taxonomy places the organism in Eukaryota, Oomycota, Saprolegniomycetes, Saprolegniales, Saprolegniaceae. The coding region runs from base 1 to 756 and encodes 251 amino acids. Gene Ontology annotation, biological process: proton transmembrane transport. Gene Ontology annotation, molecular function: voltage-gated proton channel activity. The record is from RefSeq and is a predicted model, not a curated record. The transcript has 3 exons.
AUGACCAAGGACGACGUGGCCGUGACGCCGAGCUGGAGUCGGCGCAGCGUCGGCGUCUUCCUCGAGUCGCCCGAAGCGCAGCUCGUCAUGAUCGCACUCAUCACGCUGGACGUCGUGUCGGCGCUUCUCAGCGCGUACCUCGAUCUCGGCGCGGCGCUCGGGGCGUCGGCCGUCGUCGCCAACCGUGUCCUGCAGUCCCUCUCCGGGUUUACCCAAGUCGCGUUUCUACUCGAAAUGGCAGCGCUUGUGGCGGUAUUCGAACUCGCAUUCUUCUCGCACCUGGGCUACUGCGUUGACAUGGGCGUUGUCGUGUUCGCCGUCUCCUAUGAGCUCCACUACGCGUCCGCAGUCAUGCGUGUGCUGGGAUGUCUGCGGUACUGGCGGGUGUGUCGCUUCGUGUGGACACUGCUGGCGAACGAAGCCGCCAAGACCGAGGCGGUCGCAGCGCAGCUCGACGCGGAGAAGCAGAAAACCCAGCAGCUCGAGCUCAUGGGCCGACAGCUUCAAGAGUCGCUUUCCAAGGAGCACAGUGCGACUGCUCAGCUCAACCGCACGCUGCAAGACUACCAGGACGAGAUCGAUACGCUCAAGGAAGCGCUGACCAUCGCCGCCACGGCCAUGGCCCGCCAAGCCCAAAAUGAACUGGACGAGGCCGAAAGUGACGACGACGACGACGACGAUGAUACUGCCAGUGCCCUUCGCAGUCCUCGCCUCACCACCGACGACUUGAGUGAGUUCCAGGACGCUUCGCCAUGA